Molecule: messenger RNA, 3923 nt
Organism: Callorhinchus milii (elephant shark)
Lineage: Eukaryota; Metazoa; Chordata; Chondrichthyes; Chimaeriformes; Callorhinchidae
Gene: arhgap15
Product: Rho GTPase activating protein 15
Biological process (GO): regulation of GTPase activity; signal transduction
Cellular component (GO): cytoplasm
Molecular function (GO): protein binding
Source: RefSeq, a predicted model, not a curated record
AUGGAUAUGUGGGAGGUCCUAGAUGAAAAUUCAGGUCGUAAAUUCUACAUUAAUACCACCACGAAGGAGAAGACAUGGAAACCACCGAGGCGUUUUCAGGAAACGGAAGACCUAAAGGAACAUUCCUCAGAUGGACCAAAAUCAAACGUGCAGCGAACCUCCUCAAACGAAUGUUUGCCCCAGUCCCAGUUCACUCCUGUCCCUGUGCAGCGGAGAGUGAAGAGCGUAGCUGCUAACUGUGACCGUCUCAUCCAGACAAAGUCAAUGAUCCUUACAGACGUGAGCCAGCUCAAAACUAUGCAGGUAUCCCGUCACAGAAGAAACCACUCUCAACACAACCUGGCUGAGAUCACGGGGAUGGUAGACAAGUCUUGUUUACAACCCCUGGAGAAAAGUGGAUUCCUUAAUAAAACAAAGAUAACUGAGGGAGGCAAAAAGCUGAGGAAAAACUGGACAAGUUCCUGGGUUUGUCUUGAGGAAAACAAGCUGGAAUUCUACAAGGAGCGAAAACAACAAACUUUAGCCAGUUUGAAAAUGUCCCAUAAACCAGAGAGUGUGGAACUGCAUGGUGCUCAGAUUGAAUGGGCCAAAGACAAAUCCAGCAGAAAGAACGUGCUUCAGCUCACAACUAUCUCAGGGAAUGAAUUUCUCCUCCACUGCGAAAAUGACAAUAUACACGAGUGGUAUGAGGCCAUCAAACACAUGAUUGACAAACUGGCAAAGCAGGGAGGCGGACAACCAAUAGACCGCAUCUGUAAGAGCUCCAGCAGUGAGGACCUCUCCAAAUGUGCGAGAGAGAACAGUAGCAAGUCAAAUCCAAAAGAACAAAAAUCUGAGCACAGGAAAUCACUAAUUCUACGCUUGAACCACAGUUCAUCAGACACUUCUGAGAAGAAAAGAGUUAAGAGCAGGCUAAAGAAAUUUAUAUCAAGACGACCCUCACUGAAAACUUUGCAAGAAAAGGGGCUGAUUAAAGAACAAGUUUUCGGCUGCCACUUGGAGACUCUGUGCAAACGGGAGGAAACCACGAUUCCACAAUUUGUGAAGAUUUGCAUUGAAGCUGUGGAAAAGAGAGGUUUGGAUGCUCAUGGCAUUUACAGAGUGAGCGGCAAUCUGGCUACGAUACAGAAACUGCGAUUUGUGGUGAAUCAGGAAGAGAAACUGAAUUUGGAUGACAGCCAGUGGGAGGACAUUCAUGUCGUCACCGGAGCACUAAAGAUGUUUUUCAGAGAGCUGCCUGAGCCACUUUUUCCAUACAGCUUUUUUGAUCAAUUUGUAGACGCCAUAAAAAUCCAGGAUUACAGUCAGCGUAUUCAGUUGGUGAAGAGACUGGUGGCGAAACUUCCUCAAGCUAAUCAUGACACCAUGAAGGUUCUCUUUAAACACCUACAAAAGAUCAUAGCGAAAGCAUCAGUGAACUUGAUGUCAUCCCAGAGUCUGGGCAUCGUGUUUGGACCAACCCUUCUGAGGUCUGAACAAGAGACCGGAAACAUGGCAGUGUACAUGAUGUACCAAAACCAGAUCGUGGAGCUGUUACUUGUGAAGUUCGCAGAGAUCUUCAACCCUUAGGGGAAGUGACGAUGCUCUUCUUUAUUGGGGCAUUUGUGUUCUCAAUUGACUUGGGUGUUGCAAAUAUUUUGAUAUGGCUGUAGUCCUGCUGUUUGCACAGGAUCAUUACCAUUGCCUUUGUUUACUUCUCAUAUUCUCCCUCACUGGGUUUUAAUCCGUAUGAACCUAUAUAGAUGAUGUUUGCCCGAGGGUAGGUUAUUAUCACUCAGUUUUAUAAUCACUGAUUUCAGGCUACAAUGCUCCAGACUUUCCCAACUAACCCUAAAUUACAAAACCAAAUUGGCCUGCACUGCCAUUAAGAUUUAGCAAGCUAACAUUUUUUUCCUUGUGCCUUUAUAGCUUGUGAAUUGUUGGUCAACCACCCAGUUGAGCUGAGGAUAAUCUUAGGUUCCUGCCAGACUGUGGUUACACACACUUGGUUCACUAACAGAUCCAAAGUUAACUAAUCAACACAAACUGUAUCUUAAGGUGUAAUGAUAGUUUUUUUUGAAUGAAAAAUUCCCCAAAGAAAUAUUACAAGAAAUGUUUCAAAUACAUUUUUCAGUUGCAAAUCUUCCUCAUAUUCACUUGAAGUAAAACAUUGAUUUCCUUUGGGAAAGUUGUUAGAACGAAGAAAUAAGAACUUGCAUUUUUAUAUCACCUUAUCAGGUCAAUAUUUCAAAGCAGUUCAAGUUAAAUGCAGCAGUGUCAAGCAGUGAGUUGGUUUUGAAAAUAAUAACAGCUUCUAUUGGAACUAUCAAUAUCAAGGUCUCCCAAACAGUUUAUCUUUUGCCAGCCAGGAUCACCAUUAUUUAAGAGUAUCCCACCCAAACUAUUCAAAGCCUACAAUUAAAUGGAAAUUUCGCUUUGUUUGUAACAGAGUGUGUACUCUCUCCCGGAUAGAAAAACUCUGCUUACUUAAUCCCAACACCAAUAACAAAUUACAAUCAUAUAAGCGCCCAGAUGCAGGAUAGCAUCUUAGAGCACGGUACAGUGGUGGGAUUGGGUUAACAAUUUUUUUUUUAAAAAUCCCAGAAAGGUAAGCAAGAAUUUCCUGAUGUAGAUCAAUGGAAUGUGGUAGUAACUCCAAAGGAAUAGGUAAAUAAAUUAUCUCAAAUUUGACCCCAAGUUUACAUAAAGCAAACAUGCAUCUUAAUCAAAUUUAUCCGAUAUUGACAGAAAUCAUCACAUCUACAGAAUUCCUGGAACUGUACAAAAACAAAAUUAUAUAUUAUUCAGAUAUUCAGUAUCUCUGAAUUGGACUCAGAUACAAAUUCCUGGUGCAAAUGGCAUUGUAAAAUACGCUUAGUUUCCAGCAGUCAACUGAUUUAACUGUGAUGAGAGACUCGGUAUAAGUUGGUCAUAUUCCCAGCAGCUAAAGGAGAUAAAGGAAUGAUCGUUAAAAUAAUUAAGAGAAUUGACAAGGUAGAUGCAAGUAAUGGCUUUUCUUUUCUGUUAGGGGAAUCCAGAACAGUGGGACACAAUCUUAUAGUUAAAGCUCAAAUGGUUAAAAGUUAAUCAAAAACACAUUUCCUCACGCAAAAUGUGCAGUGCACAGUCCCAGAGGGCUAUAAAUGCAGAAUCAACCAAAGUACUUAAUAGGGAGAAAGAUAGAUGAAUACUUGGGAAGUAAGGGUAUUACAUAUAGGGAGAAAAGAUGGGGGAAUGAGAUUAAAAAUAUAAAGAGCACCUAUAAAAUUCUGAAAUAGCAGAGCAGGCUCGAUCGGCCAAAUGGCUUGCAUUUGUUUCAAACGUUUUGUGAAACGUCACGGCUUUUGUGAGCAUUGAAGGGCCUGAAAAUGAUGUAAAAAUACCAUUUACACUGCAGGGUGGACCGGAAAAAAUAGGAUAUCUACGUUGUAUAUCAUCUUGUCUAUUAACCUGGCAACAUUUCACAGAGAUCCUUCCAAAAAGCACCAUGAUUUCUUUUCAAACAUGUGGUAGCCAAAAUGCAGUCUGCAACAAAGCAGAUGUGUCUAUGGGCCACUUUAAUGCAGUUGUUUUCAUAUUCGUUUGUGUGGUUGAUAUGAGCACAAUAGAGGCAAAGGGUUAAAGAGAUUCCAAAUCUACUCCUGAUUGCUGCUUCAGCCUAGAGUUUGUGUACGGUGCAGUCCAAAUGUCUACGGGGAAUGUUUUGUUUUUGAUUAAUUUCUAUGAAAACUGGUUUCAUAAGGGGGAGUUAUGAAGGAGUUGGUUUGAUUAACAGGACUAGAUUGGGCCUUGUGUGGUCUAAUCCUGUCUUAAUCUUGCCAUAUGAGGGUAAGUCUUUUAACAUACAAUUUUGUAUCCUGGAAUACCAAAAAAAUGCCUUACCUGUUAUACCUGGUCUUGGGCUACAUGUAACUAUCAUAAAUAAAUAAUACCUUGUGUCUUCA